GCCGAAGCAGGACAUGGAACAGCUGGUGAGGGCUUUGAAGACGGUCACCAACACGCUCGGCGCCAUGCAGAUCGCGACCUCGGACAAGGACGGUUUAGUCAAGCAGCUCGAGGGCGCGACCUCAGAGAUUCAACGUGCUGUGGAGGCUACGCCGUCGGAGCCGACCACGUCUAGAGCAUUGAGACUGGCGGAGGCAGCGAAGUCCCUGGAGCACUACAACAAGCUGUACAACUGGGCGUUCGAGGUAAAGAAGCAGGCGGACGCCAAGGCAAAGAAAGCCAACGAGACGCUCAACCUGAGGACAGACGAGGUCUUGAAGGCGGAGCAGCUCAUCGAGGAGAUCCAGGCAGAGGGCAAGGAGAAGAACAACAAGAGCAUCUUCGAUGCCACCCUGGAGGCCGACACGGACAUCGUGCACCCGCCCGAGCUAGAGUUCUCGGAACUGGAGGAGCACUUCAAGUAUGACGAAGACAUGGAUGCAGAGGGCCGCGCGGCGGUCGACCAUGCGAAGAAGCAGGUCCUGGAGGAGCUCAAGAGGACGACACGCACCUUCAAAGGCCAACUCGCAGAGCACCUCCAGCAGGGACCACAGCGGGGGGGAGGCAAGCGACCCGCCGGCGACGCCGAGCCCCCGGACCGCACCAUCUGUUUCGCCAACAUCACGACGUGGGGGCCCGAGGUGAUGAGCUGGAUGCGACGUGGCGGACUUCGUGAAGGGUACGAUGUCUACGCGCUGCAGGAGACGCACAUCCCUUGGGCAAAGAUCGACACCGUGGAACGUGACUUGCAGAAGGAGGGCUUCGCAAGUACCUUUACCACGGUACGGAAAAGCGAGAAGAGCACAACGGGCACCCGAGGUGGCACAGCUGUCAUCACCAAGGGGCACCUGACAGUGACAUCCUUCAAGCAUCGCGCCAAGCCAACGACCGCCUCCAACACGUGCAGCCACGCCGAGACAGGGGACAUCGACAUGUGCGACUGGACGCCAGUCCCGCUGCACCUGAAGGGAACGUCGCUGGUAAUCAUCUCCAUCUACCUCGACCCGAAGAGCAGCACUCAUCAAGGCGUGAACGCACGCAAGUUGACGACGCUGGCCUCCUUCCUUAACUCCCUCUCCAUGCCGCGGAUAGUCUGCGGCGACUUCAACAUGACGCAUCACGACUUCGGAAAGACAGGAUGGCCAGCAGCGCUCGGGGCAACCAGCGUCAUCGGCAUCCCAGACGACCAGCACACAUGCAACCCCGGCGAGGCCCACUCCAACGUCGACCCCGCGCCGACCAACGAAG
Molecule: messenger RNA, 1286 nt
Organism: Prorocentrum cordatum
Lineage: Eukaryota; Dinophyceae; Prorocentrales; Prorocentraceae
Source: the annotation of a GenBank genome assembly